Molecule: messenger RNA, 777 nt
Organism: Protopterus annectens (West African lungfish)
Lineage: Eukaryota; Metazoa; Chordata; Ceratodontiformes; Protopteridae
Product: tetratricopeptide repeat protein 8-like
Exons: 4
Coding region: 268-762 (164 amino acids)
Biological process (GO): non-motile cilium assembly
Cellular component (GO): BBSome; non-motile cilium; ciliary basal body
Source: RefSeq, a predicted model, not a curated record
UUCAGCUUAGAAACGCAAAUCCUAUGUGUACGCGCAAUGAGGUCAAGAACGCACUUUCCUGACGUCCUUGUAGGUUUGUUAUCGGCUAGUAUGUUUUUUUUUUGCGCAAUAUUUGUGAUAUGGGCUGUUUUUUCGCUAAACGUGAUUCAUGUUCGCACGCAGCAGACGACGGCGUGAUCGAUACACAGAGCAUUUAGCUCAUGUAAAUGUGGGCCCAAAGAUCAGUUUGCAGGAUUGUGGUAACGUUUGGUGAAGACUUGUGUAUAAAUGAUGGGGGUGGACAUGGACCCGUUGUUUCUUGCCUGGAGCUACUUCAGACGGAGGAAAUUUCAGCUGUGCUCCGAUCUCUGUGCCCAGCUUUUGGAAAAAAAUCCACACGAUCAGGCUGUCUGGAGUUUGAAGACUCAUACUCUCACAGAGAUGGUGUAUGUGGAUGAAGUGGAUAUAGACCAGGAGAGUUUAGCAGAUAUUCUCGAUGAUAACGCCGUUGCUCAACUUGCAAGACCUGGAACCUCAUUGAAACUCCCUGGAUCAAGUCAAAGUGGGGGACCCAGUCCAGCUUUCAGGCCUGUAACACAAGGAGGUAGACCAGUUACAGGGUUUGUCCGGCUGAGCUCUCAGUCUGGGAGGCCAGGCACCAUGGAACAAGCCAUCAUGACUCCACGAACUGCUAAUACUGCACGCCCAGUUACAAGUGCUUCUGGCAGAUAUGUUCGAUUGGGAACUGUAAGCGUUUUGUUUGCCUUGCAAGUAUUUUUUUAGAAGUAACAUUGCAGC